AUGCUUCUUGUUUUCCUUCUUGUUCUAGGCGUGGUUGCAUCCUCUGACCUGCCUUGUACGCUUCUCAAUGCGCGAGUUCGACGAGAAUGGAGCUCGUUGACACGGCUUGAACGACGAGACUACAUCGAUGCGCUGUUCUGUCUACGGUCCCUCCCCUCGAUUCUCCCAAAUGAUCAAUACCCCGGAGUCCAGGAUCGGUUCGACGACUUUGUAGCAACACAUAUCAACUACACCUCGCACAUCCACAACAACGGCCUCUUCCUCCCCUGGCAUCGUCACUACCUGCACCUCUUCGAGAACACCCUCCGCACUGAAUGCGCCUACAACGGCACCAUCCCCUACUGGAACUGGCCCCUCCACCCCAACCUCACCGUCUCCCCCCUCUUCGACAACUCCCCCGCCUCACUCUCCGGCGACGGCACCUACAAACCAGACGAGCGCAUUCUCUGCGACGAGCAGGUAGGCUGCAUCGGCCGAGGUACCGGCGGCGGCUGCGUAACAGCCGGACCCUUCACCUUCCCCUCCUGGAAAGCAAACAUGGGCCCACUGAACCUCCACGACCUGGACGAGCUGUACCGCCCGCUUGAUCCGUCCGCGUUUAGAUACAACCCGCGCUGUCUGAUGCGCAGUUUUAACGCUGCUCCGCUGCACCGGUUUGCCGGCCCCGACGCCGUGCAGCGCAUGCUCGCGGCGCAAACGAUCCGAGACUUUCUAGCGGUACUGGACCCGAGCAUCGCGGGCCGGUUGGGCGCGCAUGCCGCGGUCCAUGUAGCGCUUGGGCCAACGAUGGGUGAUGUGUUUUCGUCGGUGCAGGACCCGGCGUUCUUUCUGCAUCAUGCGAUGGUGGAUCGGGUGUGGGGGAUGUGGCAAGAUGCAGGGCCGGAGCGACGGUAUGCGCUGAAUGGGACGGCGUGGAUGUUUGAUCCGCCGUGGGCGCCGAAUGUGACUGUCGACACGGUAGUGGAGUUUGGAGUGCUCGGAGGGCCGAGAAAAAUUGCAGAGCUGAUGGAUCCAUUGGGGGGGGAGCAUUGCUAUACCUACUCGUGA
This is a messenger RNA of Aspergillus lentulus, 1047 nucleotides long. Its product is annotated as putative polyphenol monooxygenase. Gene Ontology annotation, molecular function: oxidoreductase activity. Lineage: Eukaryota; Fungi; Ascomycota; Eurotiomycetes; Eurotiales; Aspergillaceae. The record is from RefSeq and is a predicted model, not a curated record.